Molecule: messenger RNA, 2666 nt
Organism: Ectocarpus sp. CCAP 1310/34
Lineage: Eukaryota; Phaeophyceae; Ectocarpales; Ectocarpaceae
Source: the annotation of a GenBank genome assembly
AUGCAAUCUGCAUCGCUGAUAUUCAACCCGUUCUUUGACGGGAUGCUAAUGGUCCCAGCCGACGAGUUCGCCCAGGAUACGGAGGUGAUGGCGGAUAUGGUGAAGAAUGAGAAGCCAGUUGUAUGUACGGGGGGCAUCGGGAGGAAGAAGGGCAAGAAAACCACCGCCGUAGUGGCGGACACAAAGGAUCUUUGGGGCAUGCUGCACGCCGACGACGCGGGCAUUGUGUCACAUGCGCCAGAGAGCCUCGAGAAGAUGGCGUCGAUCUUCGUGCGCGUGGCAUGCCUGUGCGAACUGAUGGUAUCAGAACCGAAGACGGCGAUCAUGUGCCUGCUGCCGAAAGGAACGGAGGAGUGCCUGUUACGGCGACGCGUCGACUGCCGCCUCAAGGCUUUUUUCUUCGCAUGGAGGACGACCGUCCCCAAGCGCCUUCUGCUAGGAACGAUGGCGGGGGCAAGGGGUACCGGGGGGGAGGAGGGCGACUGGGUGUCCCGCCUAGGAGAGGACCUCGUGACGUUCGGCAUGGAAGAUGAAAAAGGGGAGUGAAAAGAAUGGAAGUCGAGGACCAGGAUGAGUGGUACGGCAAGAUCGAUGGAGGGGUAGCACGGUUCAUGAAUAAAUGGCACGAACGGGAAACAGAGGCCUCGGCGAAGCGUCCUAUCGCCAGGCAGGCGGAGGCGGGGCGUGCGGUCGCUGCUGGGCCGAAGAGAAAGAGAAGCCGAGAAGCACGCGGGAGAGGAAAAGAACUGAAUAGGCAGGCGAAACCGCCGUUGAAGAAAAUCGGGCCGCAGGGGUCGCGUUCGUGGCGAACUAUGUACCCGACUGAUAUCGUCUCUGGUCUCCCUGUCAUUCUGUACUAUGUUUUUCCUCUUUCUUCUUUUCAUUUCUUCCCUGGAUUUCUUUUUCUUUCUCUGUGUCGUUUUUUUUUUUCUGUCUGCAUGCUCUCCCUUUCGAUCAUUCCCCCCCCCUUUUGCUCUCGGCCUCUAAGCCAGCUGGGCCAAUGGUUGGUUGGAUGCGGCCAGUUGGCUGUUUGGUCGUUUGGUCGUUUGGGCGUGUGGGGUCUUGGCCUUGUGGUCCUUUUUGGCCUUGGUUUUGGUCUUGCGUCACUACUUCCUUGCUAUUUGUCCUUUUUGGCUGCUAUUGUCUGUUUUUCCGACACGCGUUUUUCUAUCAUACCCACAAUGACGUGUUUGCCCAGGAAACAAAAUUCGCUUAUUUGAUGCUGGUCAACUUAACCACAAUAUAAAGUCUUUCCACCGUGCGCAGAUAGGAACUAACAUUUUUGCAGGCGCGGACACGCAUAUCUUCAAGGGGCAUCGAAUGUUGAAUGCGCUUUAUUACUAACAGCAGUGUCGAGCCAACGAGCACACCACCCCCCACAGAACAUCAACCAGCACAGCGAGCGGUAGAAUAGGCGAUCCUGAUGAUUGAGAAUAACUCUUUUAUUGAGAAAGUAUUUUGUUUGUCGGCACUUGCAAAAUGGCCGAUAUGUUUUCUUUCUUUGAACACAAAACGUUAAGCCGUGGCUGUUGGAUAGGAAAAAACCUGCACGCCGCUAUGCGAAGGCAAUGUGGGCGGAAUGCCGGGGCUUUACAUUAGAACGCGUUUUCGUUUGAAGUUGGCGUCUUGUUUGAGAGUAGAUGUGACAGAUUUGCGUAAAAUAGGGUAAGAUGUUAUCAUGAACGGAGAUGAAAGGGCUUUUCCAACACGGAGAUGUAGCAUGGAUCAAAGCAUUUGUUGGAUUUCAGCUUUUACAAGCGGACAUCAACGCAGUAGUAUUUUAGCAAGCUUACGAACGCAUAUAGGAUACCAUCAGGAUUGUCAUUGGUAAGUUGAAGAGGAGAUACUUUUACGAUGUAAAUGACAGUAGAAAUAAGUCCUACAUAUGUUGUUGUACUUCGUAUUGGUUUAAUAUUCAUGUAGAGUAUGAGACAUUAAGUGAAAGUUUUCUGAGGUACAUCUGCAAUUGUCGGAAGGCAAAAAUAAAUAAAUUAAUUAAAAUUCGUGUCCUUUGACGAACGUAGCUUUGAACCUACCACCUUAGCCGUGGAAAGCUUUGGCCGCCUUGGAGAGGAGGGUUACGAGUUCAUCGAUGAACUUGCGACACAUGCCGUGGGAGGAAGGGACGGAGGAACGAUGGCUCUGAAAGGAGUCUUCAAGGAACGACUUCUUCAGAUCGUUUCGGUGGCUACACAGGUGGCCAUAUCUCGGCGAGUGCAGAGGUACAAGCUCGCAUUGCGCGGGCGUCAAGACGCCGAAAACAGGCGAACAAGAUCGACCUCGAACCAGUCAACGCCAAUGAUAUGGGGAUGGAGUGUAGACGCAUCGUGGAACGCGUUGUCGUUUGAAGUUGGCGUCUUGUUUGAGAGUAGAUGUGACAGAUUUGCGUAGAAUAGGGUAAGAUGUUAUCAUCAACGGAGAAGAAAGGGCUUUUCCAAGACGGAGAUGUAGCAGGGAUCAAAGCAUUUGUUGGAUUUCAGCUUUACAGGAGGACAUCAACGCAGUAGUAUUUUAGCAAGCUUACGAACGCAUGUAGGAUACCAUGAGGAUUGUCAUUGGUUUUAUUUCAAAUUGAAGAGGAGAUAUUUAUACGAUGUAAGUGACAGUAGAAAUACGUCCUACAUAUAUAUGUUGUUGUACUUCGUAUUGGUUUAAUAUUCAUGGAG